This is a messenger RNA of Sitodiplosis mosellana (orange wheat blossom midge), 714 nucleotides long. RefSeq names its product proteasome subunit alpha type-5-like. NCBI's taxonomy places the organism in Eukaryota, Metazoa, Arthropoda, Insecta, Diptera, Cecidomyiidae. Gene Ontology annotation, biological process: proteasome-mediated ubiquitin-dependent protein catabolic process. Gene Ontology annotation, cellular component: proteasome core complex, alpha-subunit complex; nucleus; proteasome core complex. The record is from RefSeq and is a predicted model, not a curated record.
UUUAGUACGAAUGAUGAAAUUGUUAUUGCCAUUUCGCCAAAAGAAAAUAUCAAUAAAGUGAUCUGAGAAAAUAUUUUACUCCGCAUAUGAAUAAUUCAAAAUGCUGGCCAAAAAUUCAGUUUCAAAAUUACAUUGAUACAUGUAAUUAAUUCCAAAAAAAGCUAAAGAGUUGGUUGCAUCAAGCGGAUAAAAUUGCUGCGUACUUUGUGAAUUCAUGCAGCCAAUAUCCAAACAUUAGUACCAUUGUUACAUCGAUUUUUAGUACGAAAUACAACACGAAUGACAUUUCAACCAAAAUUGUUUAUAUGUGUCAUUGCGGCUUGACUAUUUGCUUCACCGUCGAAACACAAUCACUCUAAUAGUCGAUUUAAGUUAUAUUCCAAAAAUUGAUUUGAUUUAAAAAUCUUAAAUAUCAUCAGAUUGAACUGAAUUUUGUUCUAUUUCAUAAGCUGUAAAGAUGUUUCUUACUCGUUCGGAAUACGAUCGUGGUGUCAACACAUUUUCACCAGAAGGGCGUCUAUUCCAAGUCGAAUAUGCCAUAGAGGCAAUCAAAUUGGGAUCAACAGCGAUCGGCAUUCGCACGCCUGAAGGAGUCGUUAUGGCUGUAGAGAAGCGAAUCACAUCUCCACUCAUGGAACCAUCAACGGUUGAGAAAAUCGUCGAAGUAGAUCGGCACAUCGGGUGUGCAACAUCAGGAUUGAUGGCUGACGCAAG